AUGCAGCUCACCAGCCUUCUUACCGUUCUCAGUGCAGGAGCAGCUCUUGCGGCCCCUGCCGCUCAUGCCGGAUUCGGCCGUCGGGCCGUCAACAUUAGCCAGCCGUUCGAGGUCGAUCGCCUGUACAUGUCCAUGGACAGCGUGUGGGAUACUUCGUCCGGCGUCGACGUCAAGUUCACCGCCACGGAUGCCAACACUGGUGUUACCACCGUCUGCAACACCGCCAACGUCCUUGCCAAUACCGUCUACGCCUGCGAGAGGGACCAGACCACGUGGGUCUUCAAUACCGAUUUUUCGAAGCUCAGUGUCGAGUGGUAUUGGCCGCCGGGAGAGAUCAGCGACAAUGGCCUCGGAGGCAACUACCGCGCCAAUGGAUCUGCGACCGUCAAUUGGAACUGCGCGAGCUCUGGCAGCCAUGGGCAACAAUGCUUUGCAACCAAGUUCAAUGUUCCAAUCCAGACCAUUGAGGCUUGGGCGUGA
This is a messenger RNA of Lasiodiplodia theobromae, 480 nucleotides long. RefSeq names its product Secreted hemolysin-type calcium-binding protein. The record is from RefSeq and is a predicted model, not a curated record. Lineage: Eukaryota; Fungi; Ascomycota; Dothideomycetes; Botryosphaeriales; Botryosphaeriaceae. Bases 1 to 480 code for a protein of 159 amino acids. The transcript has 2 exons.